AUGCUCCUUAAAUUGUCUGCUCCGGGCCUAGAUCAUCCUGGCAAAGGGCAUGUUAUCGAACUGCUGGAUUAUUUUGAGCACGAUGGUCCAAAUGGGACACACUUGUGUCUUGUCCUCCCUGCAAUGAUAUCCGACGGCGAAAUAACGAGCGUUGUUUAUAUCGGACCCAAAGCUGGUACAAGACUCAUGUCAUUACCUAGCUCUAUGGAGUCGACAACAUAUCUGGGCCUUGGGUUGUUUGGGUCUUUUGGCCUCACAGCUGAACAGAUCGACAAAGAGCACACAUACCGUAUUAGCCAGCUCCUUGAUGAGAACGGUCAGAUGCAUGAGAACUUUAGAAAACAUCUGACGGACAGGUUGCCAUAUGACUUCGGUAGCAAUUCCAACCCUGUCAUCAACAGCCGAACAGCUUUAGCGACCUGCCUCCCCUGGCAGUGUGGUACCAUCCGGGGAAAGCCCCGAAAAAGGGACUAUUUCCUCGAGCAACCUAGUGCCUGUUCGCUGGGCAAAGUACUUGCGUCAGAAGCUGGCGUGACACAUAUAGAUAAACUGGGCGCCUGGAGAAACGCGCAAGGGCGCGAAAUAUGCGCAAACGACGGUGGGUUAAAGGGAAUAAUGAGGAAGGUGGAGUUUAAAGAGGCACUGUUCAACGAGGCGUAA
Molecule: messenger RNA, 660 nt
Organism: Histoplasma mississippiense
Lineage: Eukaryota; Fungi; Ascomycota; Eurotiomycetes; Onygenales; Ajellomycetaceae
Exons: 5
Coding region: 1-660 (219 amino acids)
Source: RefSeq, a predicted model, not a curated record